AUGUCUACAUUCAACGGAAUCGUAUCUGAAUUCCCAGACAUCAGAAUUGACUUCUUUCGGCGCAAUGCCGGUGCACAACCACCACUUGCUUGUUUCCUAAGUCAUGUUCACAGCGACCACUUGGCUGGGAUUGAGAGCCUGCGAUCUCCAUUUGUCUACUGCUCAGCAGCUACCAAAGAGAUCCUUCUUCGUCUUGAACGAUAUCCUUGUCGCAUCAACUAUGCUAAGGGGGUGCUGGAAUCAAGACAGCAAACCUUCAAGCAUCUCCACAAAGUCUUGAAACCCUUGCCUAUGGAAACGCCUACGUCGAUCGAGCUUUGCCCGGGCCGCGAGAUCCAGGUAACUCUUUUUGACGCCAACCAUUGCCCAGGGGCGGUGAUGUUCUUGGUCGAGGGAGACAGCAAAGCAGUUUUAUACACCGGAGAUGUUCGAAGCGAACCAUGGUUCGUGAAUGCUCUUUCCCGGAAUCCGAAUCUCAUCGAGUACACGUCUGGGAUUAAGACUCUCGAUAAGAUCUAUCUUGACACAUCUUUCACUGAGAAUGUGCCUUUUCAGACAAAAGCCCAAGGCAUCGCUGAAUUGUUGCGAAAGGUUUCCCAAUACCCUAGUGAUACCAUCUUCCACUUACAAGCCUGGACUUACGGAUAUGAAGACGUCUGGCUCGCCUUGUCUAAGGCUUUAAAAUCUAAAGUUCAUGUCGACGAUUACAAACUCCGGAUCUAUGGUUCGCUCAAAUCAAAAACCUCCGACUCGAGAUUUGACACAGACAUUCAUCUAACUCCAGAGUCACCGGCUCUGACUGGCCACAUGUGUGGCAACACGCCACAUCCAGGGUGCUUAACGUCAGAUGAAAAUGUUCGCUUACACAGUUGUGAAAAGGGAAGCUUAUGCGAAGUGGCUCAAAGACCUACCACUAUAUCUAUUCAACCUAUCGUUGCGCACCUGCCUACAGGAGAGGACUUGACCGAAGUUGGUGUUGGCGGCGGUGGAGUUGAUCUUUCACGAGAAGCCGAGUUGGAGUUUCUGGACCAAGCUAGCUUGGCCACGCUGUUCAAUACGUUCCUCUCCUCAUCUAUCUCUUCAACCGACAUGUCAGAUAUACUUGAAGGGACCUUGGAGAAGAUAGCCUCCACCGGUCGCAACAUUCCACUGGACUGGGACAUCAACACCUUGAACGCUCACUCUGCUGAAGAGGUUAUCAUGAUGCUGGUGGACAAAGUGAGAAAGAAUCCCAAAAACCAGAAGCAGCGUGACGAGUGCAGUCUCCCAAGAAUGAUUUACUUUCCAUAUUCGAGGCAUUCUUCGUUACCAGAACUCCGCCACUUCGUUGAAGCUUUCCGGCCACUAGACGUGUGGCCAUGCACUGUCAAUAACGCUGAGUGGCUAAAGAAUGGGAUCACCAUUGGGGGCAUGUUUGGGCCCUCAUGUUCCGGUGAAUUGUUUGAACAUGAUUUGGUGAUGCAGGAUUUUGCUGCCACACACAUAUCAGAUGACGGACAUCAGCAACACUGCAGCCAGACAACGAUCGGAUCCGACUCCGUCCCAAGCUCACCAGUCCGUGAGUCACAGGGUGCAAGUCAGAAACGCCGUAUCACUAUAAACAAUCGAUUCGUAAGCCCCUUAUUGGAUACACAAGGAAGUAUUCGUCACGGGCGCAUCGUCUCGGAAGUGGAAUGCCCAGAGGAGAACCUGGAAGCUCCAUCCGAAAACUCUACUCAGCAGUCGCUCGUAGUUCAUACCAUCGAGCAAUCAGAGGACAUGCAGCAAGAGAACCACAUUUAUCCGGAAUCACUGACAAAUAACUCAUCCGAUUCGCCAGCACCUGUUUCUUGCCGUCGCAAACGUACUGUUUCUGAUACUUCAGUAAGUGGAAAUGGAAGUAACAGGAGACAAAUGCGCCAAAUCACUGAAGAACCGUUGCCCCUGAAAUUACUAGACGAGGCCUCGAUUGGUCGCCAAGAUGCAUAUUGGCAUAUGGUUGAUUACAUGGACGAGGGUACUUGGGGUUCGUUACAGCUUAUAUCUACGAACAACGAGUAUACAGUCAAUGAACCGGAACUGUGA
Messenger RNA from Fusarium proliferatum ET1, 2064 nucleotides. RefSeq lists its product as uncharacterized. Gene Ontology annotation, biological process: protection from non-homologous end joining at telomere; double-strand break repair via nonhomologous end joining; interstrand cross-link repair. The coding region runs from base 1 to 2064 and encodes 687 amino acids. Lineage: Eukaryota; Fungi; Ascomycota; Sordariomycetes; Hypocreales; Nectriaceae. Gene Ontology annotation, molecular function: damaged DNA binding; 5'-3' DNA exonuclease activity. The record is from RefSeq and is a predicted model, not a curated record. The transcript is spliced from 8 exons.